AUGAAAGAUAUAGAUCUUGACAAAUUAGUGAAAGCCAUCGAAAAGGGUAAAAAAGUUACGUUUUUCAAUGGUGCAGGUAUAUCAACCUCAGCUGGUAUACCAGAUUUUAGAUCUCCUGACACUGGAUUAUACUCAAAUUUAGCAAAAUUAAAUUUACCAUAUGCUGAAGCGGUAUUUGAUAUAGAUUAUUUUAAAGAAGACCCUAAACCAUUUUAUACAUUGGCUACAGAGCUUAUGCCUGGUCAAUUUCCACCAACGAAAUUUCAUUAUUUAAUUAAAUUAUUUCAAGAUAAAAAUAAGUUAAACAGAGUUUAUACCCAAAAUAUAGAUACAUUAGAGAGACUUGCUGGAGUUGAAGAUGAAAAUAUAGUUGAAGCUCAUGGAUCGUUUGCAUCCAACCAUUGCAUUGAGUGCAAAGAAGAGAUGUCUUCUAAUACUUUCAAAGACUUAAUGGAAAAAGGAAUUCCAAAUUGUGAAUCAUGCAAAGGAUAUGUCAAACCAGACAUUGUAUUCUUUGGAGAAGGCUUACCUAAGAAGUUUUUCAGUCUGUGGGAUGAUGAUUGUGAUAAUGUUGAAAUAGCUAUAAUUGCAGGAACUUCAUUAACUGUCUAUCCUUUUGCAUCUUUACCAUCAGAAGUUGACAAAAAAUGUAUUAGAGUAUUAGCAAAUAAGGAGAAAGUCGGAGACUUGGGAAGUAGAAAAGAUGAUAUAUUAGCUCUUGGAGGAUGUGAUGAAUUUGCCGAAAAAAUUGCUAGAUCGUUAGGUUGGGAAAAAGAAUUAGAUAAACUAUACGAUGAAGGUCAAAAUAAAUAUACCACCAAAAAAGAAUCAGAGCAAGAGAAAAUUGAAGAUAUAAAAUUUGAGUUAAAGAAAGUUGAUAUUAAAGAAUCAAAAUUUAAAAAUGAAGACAAAGAUGAAGUUGAUAUAGAUGUUUCAAAUUUAAUUGAAAAAUUAAAAAUAUAG
Molecule: messenger RNA, 963 nt
Organism: Lodderomyces jiufengensis
Lineage: Eukaryota; Fungi; Ascomycota; Pichiomycetes; Serinales; Debaryomycetaceae
Gene: HST2
Product: histone deacetylase
Exons: 1
Coding region: 1-963 (320 amino acids)
Molecular function (GO): NAD+ binding; histone deacetylase activity, NAD-dependent
Source: RefSeq, a predicted model, not a curated record